Messenger RNA from Knipowitschia caucasica, 417 nucleotides. Lineage: Eukaryota; Metazoa; Chordata; Actinopteri; Gobiiformes; Gobiidae. The record is from the annotation of a GenBank genome assembly.
AUGUUUAUAUCUGAAGGUUAUGCAGGUAGAAGCAGUGACAAGUACAUCACCAUGAAUAGUGGGUUUUUGGAGGCCCUGAGGCCAGGUGAUGAGGUGAUGGCUGACCGGGGUUUCACUAUUCGAGACCUGCUGCAUGAGAGGAGGGUAAAUGAACACUUUUUACAAGGACAGAAGAGUGAUGAUCCCCUGUCACCUGAUUAUGUACCUUCAGUAUUUGCACAUACAAAGUCCCCUGCAAGGAGACGUGCUGUGCAAAGCCUUGAGAAGUUCAAGGUGAGACAGAACUUGAAGAAGAAGAAACUCCUGCUGUCUUCAAGAAGCGAGGCGGCUAUGGCACUCCCGGACUUCUCAUCAGAGAUGAGCGAGAUGACCACUCAGCUCACUGAGAAUGACAUGCCUGAAGGCAGCAUCGGGUAA